Messenger RNA from Prorocentrum cordatum, 876 nucleotides. NCBI's taxonomy places the organism in Eukaryota, Dinophyceae, Prorocentrales, Prorocentraceae. The record is from the annotation of a GenBank genome assembly.
UCUUCUUCCUCCUUGCUGCUCCAUCCCGCCUCCCGUCUUCCCUUUCCUGCGUCCCUCCGUUUCCCUUAAGAUGGUUCGCGAGAAAUUUGGUAAGCCUUACGUUUGGAGUCGCUCUUUCCGCAGUCCGACCUAAGUGUCAGACCGUCGGUUUUUUCUGCGUGCCCCGUGCUUCUCUGGACACUGCUGCGACUGAGGGCGGACAGCGCGACACAUGCAUCGUGGAGCGAGAUGCCUUACUGGUUCAGUCGAGUAUUGUCUGUCCAGAGCGCGUUAUGCAGCCGCAAUCCCCAACCUGGGCAACGACAGGCCUCAUCCGGGAUGCAGUUGAGUCUCCACCAUUCUGCUACGUCUCUCCCUUUUUUCUUCUCGCGGCAUUGCGCCUCCGCGGCCCUCUCAUCAUCGCCGAUUGCUGCAGCGAGCUGGCGCGCAGUUUUGCUGCACGAGCUGCGAGGGCAGAGCGGCACGUAUCCGCAGACAGCAGGGGGCAGCGUCCCCGCUCUCGCUGCGAGGCGCGCAGCGGUGCAGGGCAGGGCCACUGCCGUUCGCACCGCAGAGCAAGAGCUCUCGUGGCCCAGCGCCUUCCGAUGCUUCGAGGGGGUCGACGGAUUCCGUGACUGCCCCACAAGCCCGUCGCUAUCCCUCAGAAUGCUUGGCACCACGCGCUGAGGGUGGCCUGCGCUCGGGGCACUGCUCCUUUGGUAAAUUCGGGUGUGUGUGUGUGUAUGUCUCUGUGCAUCCCGUGAUGCUCUGAGCGUGCCACCGUACUUCCACCGUGCGAGCGUUUCUGGCGUGCCCGCUGCCUCCCGCCUCCUGCUCUCGGUGCCCCCCCCCCGCUCGUGGCGCCCGGCGGCACUCCGCCCCUCGCGCCCGCCUCGU